Messenger RNA from Dichotomopilus funicola, 762 nucleotides. RefSeq lists its product as uncharacterized. NCBI's taxonomy places the organism in Eukaryota, Fungi, Ascomycota, Sordariomycetes, Sordariales, Chaetomiaceae. The record is from RefSeq and is a predicted model, not a curated record. Bases 1 to 762 code for a protein of 253 amino acids. The transcript has a single exon.
AUGGACAUGAGAGACGGUACCACUCUUGCGACCUACGACUACAACCGUGGCCGCAGCUACGAAGAUGAUAGAAACGCCUUUGCGUACUGUGGGGGGGACGACUCCCUGUUUUGGUACCAACUCGCCACUCGCUUUGCCGUGCUCUGCCAUACCGAUUGCCUCACUCGCGAACGCAGCAUCCCGCCUGCCGGCCGGUUUUGGGCCACGAUAUAUGCUUACGACCCUCCCCCAGCUGAGGUCAAGCGGUAUGAGCGGUGGCUUCACACACCAUAUGCUCUAUUUCUGCGUAGUAUUUCAGAACAGGGUCCUGUACCCCUUCCGUUCGAGAUUUGCGAGAUGAUCGCUCAGCAUUGUUGUGCUGUCGCAGCGCUCCGUCGGAACGCCGCGGACGCGGGCCGCGUCCUCUGGGAAACGCACGGUUCGGACGACAAGACCUAUACAUUUGACAUCUCGACGAAAACUUGGGCUCGCUAUGUCGACCUUGAGGGUGUACGGUAUAUUAGGUGUAUCACAAACCAGCGAGACACGCCUGAUCAACAAGCACCCGUCGCCUCUGAGCUCACACUACUGCAUACGCCUCUCCCGGAUGACGCCGUAGAUACCAUGUACAUCGUCGAGGAUCACCUAGGCGUCCGCAACAUCAUGUUUACCUCCUCGCUCACCACUUCAGAGGUUCAUCAUAACUAUGACGGGGCCAAUAUUUGGUGGAAAAGUCUCAGGAUCAUCCCGGGCACCAGAUUCAAGUGCUAUACUGAUGUAUGA